This is a messenger RNA of Pseudogymnoascus destructans, 570 nucleotides long. RefSeq lists its product as uncharacterized. Lineage: Eukaryota; Fungi; Ascomycota; Leotiomycetes; Thelebolales; Thelebolaceae. The transcript has 3 exons. The coding region runs from base 1 to 570 and encodes 189 amino acids. The record is from RefSeq and is a predicted model, not a curated record.
AUGGAACAGCACGAAAAGAUUGUCAACAGCGUGGCUGCUGCAGUCCAAGGCUUCUCAGAACGUGGGGAACCGUACCGCAUCUUUCACGGCUCUAGUAACUCUACUCGUCCGCGCGUCUCGACCAACACCAUCGAUAUAAGCGCCCUAUCCAAUGUAGUCUUGAUCGAUGAGAAGAAGCACACAACGCUUGUUGAACCCAACUUGUCAUGGUCGGUUGCGGCACUGGCUACACAGCCUAGCGGAGAAAUAGAUGUCAUCGUCUCAACGGUAUGCCCUGGAGCCUGCAAAUCAGAACUUGCACGAGACUUUGCGGUUGGAUUUGCUGCUUCCGCUGGAGUCCGCUUAUAUGGUGCGAUUUUCAGCAAGUCUCCAGAAGAGGGUGCGAGGGUAUACGUCUCGGCGGCCGCGUUGGGUCCGGAAUGCCAUGGGGGCUGGUACAAGAUCACAGCCUUGACAACGCCAGGAGAGCUUGUAACUAGUAGCGAGGGGGUCGAGAUACAGGAUAAUGUAUGGAGUGAGAUAAUAGAGGAACUCCGCGCCAAGGUGCCAGAAGUAUCAAGAUGUCUAUAA